CCCGGGCGCCUGGCACCGCGCCGGCGUGGGGGCUGCGGCCGCGACUUUCGCGUGUGCUCCCUGUCCAUCUUCCCCCGCGCGGGGGCCGGACCCGCGGUCGCGGGCUGUAGACCGCCGGGGGGCGGGGGAUGCCGGGCUGCCGCAUUAGCGCCUGCGGCCCGGGGGCCCAGGAAGGGACGGCGGAACCGGGGUCCCCGCCGCCACCUCCCCGGGAGCCCCUACCGUCCCCUCAGCCCCCGCCCCCAACUCCGACCUCGACCGGGACCCCAGCUCAGGCCUCGCCGCUGACCGAGACGGCCCCGGCGUCAGCGGGCUCGGCCGAGGGGCAGGAGCUGCAGCGCUGGCGCCAGGGCCCUAGCGGGGGCACGGGGGGCACCGGGCCGGGCAGCGGCGCGGGCGCGGCGGCGGCGGCGGCGGCGGGGGCCGGGGGCCGCGCGCUGGAGCUGGCCGAGGCGCGGCGGCGCCUGCUGGAGGUGGAGGGCCGCCGGCGCCUGGUGUCGGAGCUGGAGAGCCGCGUGUUGCAGCUGCACCGCGUCUUCCUGGCCGCCGAGCUGCGCCUGGCGCACCGCGCCGAGAGCCUGGGCCGCCUGGGCGGCGGCGUGGCCCAAGCCGAGCUCUACCUAGCGGCGCACGGGGCGCGCCUCAAGAAGGGCCAGCGGCGAGGCCGACGCGCCCGGCCGCCCGCGCUGCUCGCCUCGGCGCUGGGCCUGGGCAGCUGCGUGCCCUGGGGCGCGGGACGCCUGCGGCGCGGCCACGGCCCGGAGCCCGACUCCCCGUUCCGCCGGAGCCCGCCCCGCGGCCCCGCCUCGCCCCAGCGCUGACCUCCGCAGCAGCAGCCCUGGCCGUCCCCGACAGGUCAUCGCCCAGGUGCCGAGGGACGGAGGGCGGACGCCGGCUGGAUGGACAGCGUCACCGAUGCGGACCGAGCGACCCGGCGACUACUGGAAGAGUCGGCCUGGGGGCCGGGGCCCAGGAAAGGUUGAGCACAUCCCAGCUCCUCUGCGCCCUGGAGCUGCUCUGGUCAGCAUGCCGGGAAUCUGCUCCUUUCCUGGGCACCUCCUCCAGGAAGCCUUCGCCAGUGGACCCUCCACAGCCUGGUGCUCUCCUCCUGCCCCAGACAGCAGUGGGGGUUGACCGCUGGAAGGCUGUCUAUACUCUAUUUCUUUAUAUUUGCUAUAUUUGACUUAGGCUUAUUAUGCACACUUAGCAACAUGGUAACGUGUCUCAGGUGCAGAUUAUUUGAGAGUGCAGUAUAUACUUCCAAUGUGGAAACACAAACUUUGUCUUUAAAAUGUAGUCAUCAUUCUUAAAUAAGUCAUAGCCUAGUGGGGCCCCAUUUUUGUUGAUGCCGUUGCUUCUGAGUCUACGGGCUCUGGGAGACAAGUUGAAGGGUCAGCACUGGCCUGAGAAAGCCCCUCGUUUUCCUGGUUCCAUGGAGGGUGUCCCUGUGGCACCUCAGAAAGAGGAUCAGCUGCUGAUUCCUGGCGGAAUGCACCUCUUAAAUGACAGCAGCACAGCUCUACAUAGCAGAUGACUCACAUUUGUGAGGCCCUGGGUUUGAUCCUCCCCACCCCAAAAAAAAAAAUUCUCAGCAAAGUUUUAAAUGAAAAAAUGAAAGUAUUUAUUAUUUAUUCAAGUGUCCUGAUAUUGGAGUGGGAGAGGGUGCACUUCCUCACACACAACUCAAACUUGUAGAACUCUGCAAAAUGAAUGUAUCUGGAGUCCGUCCCCCGAGUUACCUAAUCAGGAAGAAUAAAUGUCAGCAGUGCAAGAGAAA
Sorex araneus (European shrew) is the source of this 1777-nucleotide messenger RNA. It is a transcript of the gene TRNP1, whose product is annotated as TMF1 regulated nuclear protein 1. The coding region runs from base 129 to 821 and encodes 230 amino acids. Lineage: Eukaryota; Metazoa; Chordata; Mammalia; Eulipotyphla; Soricidae. Gene Ontology annotation, molecular function: DNA binding. Gene Ontology annotation, cellular component: nucleus. Gene Ontology annotation, biological process: regulation of cell population proliferation. The record is from RefSeq and is a predicted model, not a curated record. The transcript is spliced from 2 exons.